AUGGCCUCCGUUAAAAAACAGCGGCUAUCAGACGGACUUUCUGUUACACAGAAGGUUUUCGUUCGUUCGCGGAAUGGAGGAGCUUUGAAGAUCGUUAGGGAGCAUUAUUUACGUGACGAUGUUCCAUGUUCGAGCAUUUGUUGUGAUGAUUGUGAAGAGUAUUAUAGACCCACUCCGGACGGUGGCAAAAACGAGCCUGUUUUGAGCGGUGAGCCACUGGAUCUGGGCAAGCAAAAUAUUGGAAAACACUAUUUGGUGUUGGACACAAACGUGGUUCUGAACGCAAUUGAUUUACUUGAGGGCGAUAAGGCCUUUUACGACGUCGUUAUUCCUCAGACCGUGUUGGAAGAGGUGCGAAACCGCAGUUAUCCGAUCUACAUGAGACUUAGAGCUCUGUGUAAGAACGACGACAAGAGAUUUGCCGUUUUCCACAACGAGUUCAAGGCCGCUUCGCACGUCUCCAGAGAAAAAGGCGAGUCUGCUCAGGACUUUAAUGACAGACUCAUCAGAAAAUGUGCAUCUUUCUACACCGAGCAUUUGAAAUCCCAUAAGAUAGACAUUGUCCUGCUCACAGGAGACAAAAAUAACGCAGAGAAGGCAUCCAAAGAGGGACUUGUAUCGAUGACUCUACAUAACUACGUUUCUCUGCUUCCAAAUUUCGCCGAAUUGGAAGACAUGUUGCCGUCCAACGAGACGUUCUCGCGCCAAUUGAACGAGAUCAACUAUCAAGACUACUAUUCCUCGGCCCGUUUGAUGGGCGGAAUCAAAAACGGAACAUUGUACCAGGGUGUGAUCAAUAUCUCGUCGUACAAUUUCCUGGAAGGAUCUAUAUCUGUGCCGUCGAUGCCCAAACCAUUGCUGAUCCUCGGCCGGGAGAACCUGAACAGAAGUUUCAAUGGCGACUCGGUCAUUGUGGAGCUACUUCCCCAAAGCAAAUGGAAGAAACCUUCUACAGAGAUUGUUGACGAAGAGACCAUAAAUAAGAAUGAGGUUGGCGACGACGAUGAAAACGAGGUGAUUAUCUCGGACCAGGAAAGAAAACUUUUGGCCCAGCAGGCUGCAGAGACACAGGGACAUGAUGAUAAAGUGAUUCCAACUGCCCGGGUCGUCGGUAUCGUGAAGAGAAGCUGGAGACUGUAUGUUGGACAAUUGGCAUCCAAUGCUGCCGCCAGCAGCCAGAACACAGGAAACGCAGCAAAGUCGUGUUUUGUAAUUUUGAUGGACCGAUCGUUACCCAAGAUCCGGAUCCGUACGAGACGUUCGCGUGAACUAAGCGGUAAGAGAAUUGUGGUUGCAGUUGAUUCAUGGCCUGCCAACUCCAAAUACCCAGAAGGCCAUUUCGUUCGUGUUUUGGGAGACAUCGAGGAUAAGGACGCAGAACAGGAAGCUCUUUUGCUCGAACACGAUGUGGAGUACCGUCCGUUCUCCAAAAACGUUUUGGAUUGUCUUCCGAAAGAAGGCCACGACUGGAAAGUUCCAGAGAACCUGCAAAACGGCGACGAGCAGCUGGCAAAAAGACGCGAUCUCAGAGACAAGCUUGUUUGCUCGAUCGACCCGCCAGGAUGUGUGGAUAUCGACGAUGCUUUGCACGCACAGUUGCUUCCUAACGGAAACUACGAGGUUGGAGUGCACAUUGCCGAUGUCACGCAUUUUGUCAAGCCAGCCACGGCGCUGGACCAAGAGGGUGCUUCGAGGGCCACGUCGGUCUACCUUGUUGAUAAGAGAAUCGACAUGUUGCCAAUGUUGUUGGGAACAGACCUGUGUUCGCUGAAACCGUAUGUGGAUAGAUUUGCGUUCACUGUUCUGUGGGAGCUGGACCAGGACGCCAACAUCGUCAAGGUUGACUACUUUAAGUCGAUCAUCCGGUCCAAGGAGGCCUUUGCGUACGAACAGGCCCAGUUGCGGAUGGACGACCAGUCGCAGCAGGACGAUCUCACCAAGGGAAUGCGGAUUUUGUUGAAGUUGUCCAAGAAAUUGAAGCAGAAAAGACUCCGUGCGGGUGCUUUGAAUCUUGCUUCGCCAGAGGUGAAGGUCCAUAUGGACAGCGAGACGUCCGACCCGGGUGAGGUGGAGGUGAAGAAACUGGUGGAGGCCAACUCGUUGGUGGAAGAGUUCAUGUUGUUGGCCAAUAUUUCAGUGGCCAAGAAGAUCUACGACGAGUUCCCGCAGGUGGCCAUGUUGAGACGACACGGAGCUCCUCCUGCAACCAACUUUGAGGUUCUGAACGACAUGCUGCGUGUUCGAAAGGGUAUGUCUAUUUCUCUGGAGAGUUCCAAGGCUCUUGCCGAUUCGUUGGACAGAUGCGUUGAUCCUCAGGACCCGUACUUCAACACUCUGCUCAGAAUCAUGGCCACUCGGUGCAUGAUGGCCGCCGAGUACUUUUCGGCCGGCAACUUUGGGUACGAGGACUUCCGCCAUUAUGGACUGGCUACCGAGAUCUACACGCAUUUUACGUCUCCGAUCCGGAGAUACUGCGACGUGGUAGUCCACAGACAGCUGGCGGCAUCGAUUGGGUACGAGCCGCUGCACUCGUUGCACCGCGACAAGGCCAAAAUGGACCUUGUGGUGAAGAACAUCAAUAAGAGACACAGAAACGCACAGUUUGCUGGAAGAGCCAGUAUCGAGUACUAUGUUGGCCAGGUGAUGAAGAACACGCAGAGUACGCACGAAGGGUAUGUGAUCAAGGUGUUUUCGAACGGAAUUGUUGUUCUUGUGCCGAAAUUCGGCGUGGAGAGUCUGAUCAAGUUGGAGAGUCUGGGAGAUAUCAAGGAUAGUCAUUUCGAUGACGAGCUGUACAAACUGACAUUUACAGGCCACAAUGGCCAGUCUCGCCAGAUCAGCGUGUUUGACCGUGUCAAUGUGUUUGUCACGUCGCAACUGGACGAAUUAACAGGAAAGAGAAAGGCCCAGCUCAAAUUGGCAUAA
Messenger RNA from Ogataea philodendri, 2925 nucleotides. RefSeq lists its product as uncharacterized. Gene Ontology annotation, biological process: rRNA catabolic process. The transcript has a single exon. Gene Ontology annotation, molecular function: RNA binding; endonuclease activity; 3'-5'-RNA exonuclease activity. Bases 1 to 2925 code for a protein of 974 amino acids. Lineage: Eukaryota; Fungi; Ascomycota; Pichiomycetes; Pichiales; Pichiaceae. Gene Ontology annotation, cellular component: nuclear exosome (RNase complex); cytoplasmic exosome (RNase complex). The record is from RefSeq and is a predicted model, not a curated record.